UGCCCAAUUUAUAUAACAAAACAAGAGCUAGAGUCGCAGAGCAGCUGCAAAACAUAGUUUAUUAUUCCACCACUACCGACCUAUGGUCCAGCCGAACCACACACCCAUAUUUGAGUUUGACCGUGCAUUUUAUUGACGGAGAAUGGGCCCUGCGAGGCAUGUGCCUGCAGACAUCGUACUUCCCGGACGACCACACUGGCGAAGUAAUAGCCCAAGGGUUACAAGACUCGCUGGCCUCCUGGAAGCUUCGAGAAGACCGUCUUGUUUGCAUGACUACGGACAGCGGUUCCAACAUGAUUAAAGCCUUGAGACUGACUGAGUGGCCCAACCUCCAAUGCUUUGGACACAGACUUCACAAUGCCAUCAUGAAUGGUAUGAAAGAUCCACGGAUUGACCGUGCCAUCGGGGUUUGCAAAAAGGUUGUAAGUGCCUUUUCCUUCAGUUGGAAGAAGAGAAGAGAUAUGGCAGUGGUACAGGCUGAGCUCGGUCUACCAUCUCACAACCUCAUCACCGAGUCCCUAACCAGGUGGGGUUCGAGACCACUGAUGGUAGAACGACUGUUGGAACAGGAGAAGGCCAUAGCACAGGUCCUGGGAGCAGACAAGAAAAGCAGGCACCUGGUGCCCACCUGGCAGGACAUUGACAUGUUGGAGUCAAUUAAUAAAGCUGUAAGUCCACUGAAGGAAUUCACUGAUGCCCUAUCUGGUGAGGCCUACGUGAGUGUCUCCUACCUCAAACCGGUAAUCCACCUGUUAAACAACAGCCUUCUGCAGCCAGAGGAGGGUGAGACCGAGCUCACCAAACAAAUCAAGAGCAACAUACUCAACUACCUCAACAAUAAAUACAAUGACCCUGUAACACAGGAACUCCUGGACAUGGCCUCACUCAUGGACCCCCGGUUCCGGACAACCUAUAUAGCAGAUGACGAAGUGGACGGAAUCAAGAAAAGAGCUGUUCCAGAGCUGAUGUCUCUUCCAGCUGAGAAAAGCAAAUCCCAGCCUGGCACAUCUGUGCAGGACCUGCACCAAGAAGAAACUGCUGAACCUGUUACAAAGAAGAAGAAAACUCUAGCAAGCUUCUUCAAGAACAAGACACUGACAGUGUUGUCUACCUCCCAGUCAGAGCAGGACAAAAUUGAAGCUGAGCUGUCAUCCUACUUGUUGUCGUCUGAGACAGACCCUGAUACAGACCCACUGCAGUGGUGGAAGCUACAUGAAGCUAACUUCCCAAGACUGAGUAAUCUGGCCAAGAAAUAUUUCUCCAUUCCUGCCACAAGUGCCCCUUCGGAGAGGGUUUUCAGUACGGGGGGUAACAUUGUAACAUGCCAAAGAGCAUGCCUCAAGCCAGAGGCAGUAGACAGGCUUGUCUUCCUCGCGAAAAACCUGUAGACAACUUCCUAGAAAGUUAAAGGGAUGUUAUUUUGUUUGAGGGUAUUUUUUUAUUAUUCAUUUCAUUAUCAUUAUUUAUUAUUUGUUGUAUUUCAUUUUACAAGUUUUUUUUUCAGUUUGAUUUAAAAAAAAUCUUUGCACAUUAAUGACA
Messenger RNA from Gymnodraco acuticeps, 1539 nucleotides. RefSeq names its product zinc finger BED domain-containing protein 1-like. The transcript has 2 exons. Bases 159 to 1388 code for a protein of 409 amino acids. Gene Ontology annotation, molecular function: protein dimerization activity. Lineage: Eukaryota; Metazoa; Chordata; Actinopteri; Perciformes; Bathydraconidae. The record is from RefSeq and is a predicted model, not a curated record.